AUAGUCACUGAAGGGAGAGAGAGAGGGAGAGACUAAAAAUGAUACUAACAGUGAGAAAAAAGAGAGAAUAAGGAGAAACACUUUGAAAGGAGUAUGAUGUACAACAAGAGAAGGGAGCAGAAAGAUCUAAAGAUGUUGGAGAAAUCUGUGGAGCAAACAACACUGAGUUACUUCAGACAGGAGGAGUAGGUGACAGAAAUGACAGGGAUGCCUCCUGAUUUUUCAGAACUGAAGAAGUGUGUUGAUAAUCUGAAGAAUCUAAAAGGAGAAACAACUGACACACUGACAGAAGAAGGGAAAUUUGGGCUGCAACUCUGAAGUGCUCCAGACAGAGAAGCGACUGACGCAGGUGGAUUUUCAGAGAUGAAACAGAAGUGCGCAGGUCAUUGAGAAUUAUAGAAGCUUUGGAAAGAUCCAACAUAACCAGUUUGGACACUGACCAAGGAUCUGGGGAGUAGUAUUGACAUGAGGACAAUCUAACUUCAUCAGACACAGAUUUGACUUGUCUCCAUUUCUGCGCCAACUCUGGAUCAUCAUCAUCAUCAUCAUCAUCAUCAACAUCAUCAUCAUCAUCAUCAUUAUGAUGAACUUCAACAGCACAGAGCCCUGGUUUUCCAUCAAUACCUCAUUUCCCACCAUGCCUGUAAUAGCCGGUCCCAGUAACAGCAGUGGCAUGGAGCUAUAUCUUCAAAGACUGGCUCAUUUAGAUGAGGGCCUCUACAACGACUUUUACGGCUUUUGGAUCGCCCUCAUGGUCAUAAACUCUCUCAUAUUCUUGGUUGGCAUGGUGCUCAACACAGUCGCACUCUAUGUUUUUUGUUUCCGCACAAGGCAGAAAACAACCUCAGUGAUCUACACCAUCAACUUAGCGGUGACAGAUCUCCUGGUGAAUCUCUCUCUGCCGACUCGUAUCCUGAUCUACUACAGCGGAGGAGCCUGUCUCACCUGCUCCUAUCUGCACAUCUUCAGCUACUUUGUCAACAUGUACUGCAGCAUUUUGUUUCUCACCUGCAUAUGUGUUGACCGAUAUCUUGCCAUUGUGCAGGUUGAAGCUUCUCGUCGGUGGAGGAACUCAAGUGUGGCCAAAUGUGUGUGUGUCUCCGUCUGGCUCUUUGCCAUUGUGGUCACAUACUCCUUUCUCUCCACAGCGUUCCAACACCCGGGCUGCUGCCUGUCCAAGCUCCUCUUCCUCACCAUUUUUGAGUUCUUCUUACCACUCAUCAUCAUUGUGGUCUUCACACUGAGGAUCAUGUGGGCACUGGCUGACCCUCGUCUGAUGCAGCAAAGCAGAGACAGGAGAAGGAGGGCUGUCCAACUGUUAACCACAGUGCUGAUCAUCUUUACUGUCUGCUUCACACCAUUUCACAUCAGACAGGUGGUUGUGUACUUCUACCCAGACUUGCCUCAUCAUGUGAUAGUCUACCAUUUGACUGUCACUCUGAGCAGUCUGAACAGCUGUAUGGACCCUGUUGUGUACUGCUUUGUCACAAAUAAUUUUCAGGCCACCAUGAGGAAUAUUUUCCGGCGUGCAGAGCCUGAGCAGACCAGUGGUGACAUCAUCAGCAUGCAGCACAGCUCUAAAGCCUCAGGAGGGACAGCCAAUGCUAUCACUAGGGAUGCGAUCAUGAUGACCAAGAUCCCUGCCUCUCUGCAGACAGACAAUGUGGGAAAGAACCAUACUCUGUAGAACUGCUUUCACAAUGAGUGAAGGGAACUGAAAGUUACUGAGAUGGCACAGUUGCCUGGGGAGAGGUGGCUGAUAAAUAUGGACUCUGCAGCCUGCUGACCAAUGUUUAAUGGCACAGUGGAAAGAGCUUGGGACCAACAGACAAUGCUGACUGUAUUACAACGAAUAGGAGCUACAAAUACACAUGAGAUGCAGCAACCAAGCCGGUGAAGCGAACUUGAAGUCAAUGUCUUAAAUGAACUACAACCAUGACAAGAGACAACUUUAAUCUGCAAACAAGCAUGAUCAAUGUGCCAAGAGACAUUCAUAUGACUUUAUACCUAACUGAUGAUAAGGCACAAUAAGCAAGAUGCAAUACAGGCCACGGCAGGAACAAUGAUAGCUUCGACCACUUUUGGCAAAUCCUAUGAAAAAAAAAUGCCAACAGUGAAGAAAGAAGAUUUAAACAGACACAAAAUUACUGUGUCUGACAUUGUACUCACCCUCUGGGACUUUCUGCAUCCUCCUCAUAAGCUUCCCUGCUGUAGCUUUUCAGUUGUGACUGUUCAUCCUGUGAAAUCUGCAUCUACAAACACACUUAAGAACCAUUCCACUUUAAUGCAUAUUAAGAAAGAGAGGGUAUUAAACACUUCACAAAAUCUGAAAAGAGAUCACAUUUGGUGACAAUGUCAGAAGAUAUACCGUCAAAUACUGCCUGCCUAUUUCAGUGUCAUGACCAUUUCGUGCAGCAGAGGGCAACAUUGCACUUCAUUUCAAAGAGUCAGAGCCCUUAGGAAUUAUACUGCUGUUUUAGAAACUUCUUGGAUCACUGAAAGAAGCUCCAUUGUUAAUGUUAGGGCAACUAUUGUCAUAAAAACAUUUGAUUUCAUGUGCCCUUACCACUUACAUUUUCUUUUAAGAUAGAUCAUCCAUACCUCUCUUUGAUGCAAAAAGAUGUUGCUAUAAAUGUAUAAGCUACAGCAGAUAAUUUAAAGGUAAAUAAAACUGUGUUCAAGCAAUAGGCUAAACUGUCA
Molecule: messenger RNA, 2700 nt
Organism: Notolabrus celidotus (New Zealand spotty)
Lineage: Eukaryota; Metazoa; Chordata; Actinopteri; Labriformes; Labridae
Product: G-protein coupled receptor 20-like
Exons: 7
Coding region: 581-1687 (368 amino acids)
Biological process (GO): phospholipase C-activating G protein-coupled receptor signaling pathway; positive regulation of Rho protein signal transduction
Cellular component (GO): membrane
Molecular function (GO): G protein-coupled receptor activity
Source: RefSeq, a predicted model, not a curated record